AUGGACUUCAGGGAGGUUUCGGGAAGGCAUGGUGAUCAAGCCGUGCACCAAGAUCCAGGCUCCCAGGAGGCACGGGAGCCAGAGGACCAAAACCAACACGAGGCCAACAAGGAAGGCUGCAAGGACCUUGCUGGACUCCCAUUUCCCAGAAAGCUCUGGAGCAUAGUGGAAAGCGAUGCAUUCCAGUCCUUGUGCUGGAAUGAAGACGGAGAUGCUGUGGUCGUCGAAGUAGACCUUUUCCAGGAGGAGAUUCUUGGCCAGAGAGGCCCAGGGAAGAUUUUUGAAGCAGACAGCUUGAAGAGUUUCAUUCACCAACUUCAUCUUUAUAGCUUCAGACGGAUCCGCCUGCAUGACUCUGAGGCUCAGUCCUGUGGGAAGAGGACGAUGAUGAUCUACUACAACGUCAAUUUUCAGAGAGAUAAGCCAGGACUUCUUGAACAUAUUUGGAGAAAAGGAGACUUGAGAAAUCCUGCUAUGCGAGGGACCUGUACACCAAUUCUCCUCAGAAAUCCUGCCUGGCAAGGGAUAGAUGAACCAAAUCCAAAGAAAAAGAAGUGGGUAGCUACCAGACACUCCCCACGAUUCCCCAGGGCAGACAGUAGGGAGUCCCAGGGGGAAGCCCCCCAAGAUGAGGGCCCCAGACGGCCCCCGCCCAUUGUGUUCUCUGGUAUAUGGGCUUUGAAAAGUAUUGCUGGAAACACCUUAGAUAACCAGGUUCCUCAGGUGCCAAGGGGCCCAAGUAAGGAGGGUGCUACUGGGAAUGGCACGGCUGUGCCUUCAGCCACUGCUACAGAACAAGGCGCCUGCGAAGAGCCUAGCAGCUCCUCAGCGUACCGUGAUCACUGUGCUCUGAUGUCUUUGUACAACGCCUGCUAUUCCAUUGUGCUGAGUGCCCAGACGGCCAAGAGCCCCGAUGAGCUUCCCGAUGAGGAGGAGGAGGAGGAGGACUUCAAGUCUGUACUGUGUGAACACCUGACAGACAACCCGCAACCAUGA
Fukomys damarensis (Damara mole-rat) is the source of this 996-nucleotide messenger RNA. Its product is annotated as heat shock transcription factor, X-linked member 3. NCBI's taxonomy places the organism in Eukaryota, Metazoa, Chordata, Mammalia, Rodentia, Bathyergidae. Gene Ontology annotation, biological process: regulation of DNA-templated transcription. The transcript is spliced from 2 exons. The record is from RefSeq and is a predicted model, not a curated record. Gene Ontology annotation, molecular function: sequence-specific DNA binding; DNA-binding transcription factor activity. Bases 1 to 996 code for a protein of 331 amino acids.